Messenger RNA from Cladophialophora immunda, 2037 nucleotides. RefSeq lists its product as uncharacterized. Lineage: Eukaryota; Fungi; Ascomycota; Eurotiomycetes; Chaetothyriales; Herpotrichiellaceae. Gene Ontology annotation, molecular function: DNA binding; zinc ion binding. The coding region runs from base 1 to 2037 and encodes 678 amino acids. The transcript is spliced from 2 exons. Gene Ontology annotation, biological process: DNA-templated transcription. The record is from RefSeq and is a predicted model, not a curated record. Gene Ontology annotation, cellular component: nucleus.
AUGUAUCGAGACAAUAACAGCACGGCCUCGGAUGCUUCGAGCCCCGAGUCGACGACGGCACAAUCCUGGGUAUUCCAUCAUUUCCACGAGGAUCAAUCAUACAGCAUUUCACCGCUUACCGCAUGCGACAAUGCAGUACCGAACGAGGUUCUGCCGGCGUAUGCGUGGCCUUCACAGGAUAAUACCAGCUACGUCUGCCGGACUCUUGGUGUUUCAAAAGAAAUGCUGUUUACACUAACACGGACCUAUUUUGAAAAGGUGACCUUUCUGUCCCUCUUUCAUAGACCAACGUUUGACGCGAUGGUCUAUAAUAAGAUACAGCAGGGUCCAUCCUCGGCUGUUCUUGCUGCAGUAUGUGCUAUCGCUGCACAUUAUGUGGAAGAUCAGCCUGCGCUGCGUCUCUUAAUCAACUCUCGAUAUCCUAACAUCACGCAUGCUCCCGAUUAUUUCUACAAGCUGGCAUGCACAAUCACAAAUGAGCAGCUGGAGCAAUGUGGUGACGGCAAACCUCCACUCGUACUCCUUCAAGCACUCAUUCUGAUUACGUUCUACGAGAUGAUCAUUAGUGCUAGAGGAAGAGCGUGGAGGUCCCUCGGCACCUGCGUCCGCAUCGCACACGAGAUAGAGCUGCAUCUGACAGACUCGUCGCUGCAAGGAAAGUCACUGCUGGAGCAGAAAGCCUUGGCGGAGUCUUGGUCACGCAAAGAGGAGCAACGAAGAGCCUGGUGGCUGCUAUGGGAGCUUGACGUCUUCGUUUCGACCGUUCGUAGACGCCCAGCGUCCAUACACGAUGGAGAACAUGCUGUCCUCCUCCCAGUGAGCGAAAGAUCCUGGUUUGAAGGACACUAUCAACCGAGCUGUUUCUUGGACCCUGAUCCGCUUCAUCGAACUCGAAAGCUACUCGAAUGUGGAAACGCUCACGGAAAGGCUUGGUACAUUAUCGUCAACUCUCUGGUUCGCGAUGCACACACGACUGCUAAUCCGACCUCACAUUGCGAUCGCGGACUUCCAAGGCCGGACGUUUCCCCUCUACUGGAUAACGGCUGUGGUAAUCCCGUGGAUGAGCGGAAACUCGCAGUUCUGGAUGAUUUUAUUUUAUACUUCAAAACCAUGAUUCCGAAGGAGCUUCUGUAUCAAGGCGACUACUUAUCGUUUUCCAUCUCUGGCGACUCAUACAGCGGACCUACGGCGAUCGAAGACUGCGACAAACAACUGAUUCACGCCAUGACUCACCUGGGCAGACUGAUGAUCUUGCAUCACUACUGCAUCAGAAACACCGGACCUUCGGUCCUCAAAGGCAAGAAACUUUUGGAUUAUCUGUCACUCCGUGAACCUUCGGCAACGCAGAAGCUUCGAGCUAUUCUGGGCUUCGCGGAUGAUCAAACCGCCUGGGACAGAUAUCUCGGAGCUGCGGAGGAGAUCAUGCGCGUCGUUCGAAACGCGUCGCCGAACCACAUCAGAUACGGCCAUCCGCUCCUUGCGUGUACUUUCUGGAUCGUUGCGGCCACUCAAUUAUUCAAGAAGGCGUUCGCCCAAGAUGAGGCGGAACGAGAGCUGGCUCAGUCCAACUUCGACCUUCUGCGGCUUACUCUUGAUCACAGCCACCAAUUCUGGAAGACUUCCGAGUUGAUGGUCAAAAACAUAGACACCCUAGCUUCGCGGCUUGGUGAGCUGAGUGCGAGGUUGGCUGAAUCUCGAAGCGGUGGGCCGGAUGCUCUUUCCCUUAACGAGGCGGGCCUUUCCAGCCUCAGCGCAAGCUCUUUCGAUGGCCUGAAUGGUAUUGUACAAGGCAGUGCUGAGCGAAAUGACAGCACUUCUGCUGCAACCAAGACCGGUCUGGGGAACGUGCCUAUGGCAGACGACAUUGACUACACCCAAACAUGCGCCAGUCAAAUAACGUUCGACACCUCCGUCUCGGCCGACAAACCCACUGAGAGUGAACUACAGGCCUUUAUGUAUGAUUUCUGUGGAGACAAUUGGGAUUUUUGGGGUCAAGAUCUCGCCGACUUGUUCCCUUCUGGAUGCCCUGAGACAUAA